Molecule: messenger RNA, 717 nt
Organism: Blumeria graminis f. sp. triticale
Lineage: Eukaryota; Fungi; Ascomycota; Leotiomycetes; Helotiales; Erysiphaceae
Source: the annotation of a GenBank genome assembly
AUGGCCGACCGAUUUCCCUCUCUCGAAGAAUUUGAUUCAGGCGCAGUACACCCCGAAGCUCAAGACCUUUCUACUUUUGAGACUGCCGACGUUGAUGACUUUCUUUCUCGGGAGAAAGCUAUACUCGGUGACGAUUCCCAUCAAUUUACAUUUGGCCAGGGUAACAUCGAGUUUCUUUCAGAUGGUCCGCCAGAAUUAUUGUACGAAGAAUCACAUCAGAAUGAAGAUGAAGCAGUCAUCAAGUUUGAGAGCAGCUUCCCAGACAUUGACAGCCGGAAUCAAAAUACGAUAUCAGCAGUAACUGAUUCAAACUAUCAACCUUCACAACAGCCUCAAUUUCUUGAAGAUGAACCUCUGCCCAUUAAGAAAUGGCGCGAGCGCCGCGACUUAGAGCUAGCCGAAAGAGUCGCAAUCUCGGAAGAGCGAAAGCAGGGCACUAUAAAAAUCGCUCAACAGAAUAUUGAUGAGUUCUAUGAAAACUACAAUGCAAAAAAAGAGAAGGGCAUAGCCCAAACCCGUCGUGAGGCUGAAGAAUUCCUUAACAACAGAGAAGAUACAAGUGCUGGUGGGACUAGCUGGGAACGUAUAGCAAAACUGGUAAAUCUAAGCGGCAAAGGAAUUGAGGGUGGUGCGAGUGGAUCUAACAAGGCUCGGUUCCGUGAUUUGCUGCUCAGCCUAAAAAAAGACGAAAAGGCUCCAGGUGCUUCAGGUUAUUGA